AUGAAGGAAUCGGAUCUGACCACCGAACCCAUCGCCCAGAAUCUCAUCAAGCUAAUCAGCAAUGUCUGUUUCUCAGUCUUCGUCUUCACCGUCCUCAUCUUCACAGUAAUCGCCGUCACAUACCAACCGCCAGAUCCAUGGCUCGAAUCCGCUCCAGCGCUAACCAAACUCCUCACCGGAACCGAAAACGCAACUUUCAAAAUCGACGGCACUACACUCAACACCGGCGAAGACAUCGCUUCCUCUUCUUCUCCGAUACCACCUCCGGCGAACUCCACGGAACCGGUCACCGAAGCAACGAUCGAGCUAUCCGAGGAGAAGAUCGGGAACAUGACGGUGGUGAACUCUUCUUCCGUCGAUUGCGACGAUCUGAAAACCGUGAAUUGCUCGGAUCCGAGAGUCUUAGUCGCUGUUGAGAGAUUCAACCUGAGAGUUUUCAAAUCGAUAGUCUUCUUAGAGUACGAAACUCCCGUUAACGGAUCGAAUCCAGACGAAUGCGACGUCUCCUGGAGAUUCAGGAACAAAAAGGAGAAAUCGUGGAGAAGAUACAGAGAUUUCAGGAGGUUCAAAUUCGGAUUCGGCGAGAAUUGUACAUACAAAGUGUUUCACACCAGUGGUUGGCACUCUGGCGUCAAUGCUCGUAAGCCUAGGAUCAAGCCAAGCUCGCCGACGACGAGCAGAGGCAAAGGAAGUCGCGACCCCGAGAUCAACGACACGAUCCCGACUCUCGGCUCGCAGACGAAUUUCAGGAGAGGGAAGUAUCUGUAUUACUCGAGAGGAGGAGAUUACUGUAAAGGUAUGAAUCAGUACAUGUGGAGUUUCUUGUGUGGGUUAGGUGAAGCAAUGUACUUGAAUCGGACGUUCGUGAUGGAUUUGAGUCUGUGUUUGUCUUCAAGUUACAGCUCAAAGGGGAGAGACGAAGAAGGUAAAGACUUUAGGUACUACUUCGAUUUCGAGCAUUUGAAAGAAACUGCCUCCAUUGUUGAAGAAGGUGAGUUCGUGAGAGACUGGAGGAAAUGGAACCGGUUGCAUAAACGGAAAGUUCCGGUUAGGAAGGUGAGAUCGCAUAAAGUUUCUCCUUUGCAGCUGAGUAAAGACAAGAGCACGAUUAUAUGGAGGCAGUUCGAUGCGCCUGAGCCUGAGAACUAUUGGUAUCGAGUGUGCGAAGGGCAGGCCUCGAAGUAUGUGGAGAGGCCGUGGCACUCGCUGUGGAAGUCGAAGAGGUUGAUGAACAUUGUGUCUGAGAUCAGUGGGAAGAUGGAUUGGGACUUUGAUGCGGUUCAUGUGGUGAGAGGAGAGAAAGCGCAGAACAAGAAGCUCUGGCCGCGUUUGGAUGCGGAUACAUGGCCUGAUGCGAUUUUGAGCAAGCUUAAAGGAAUGGUUCAACAGUGGAGGAAUUUGUAUGUUGCUACUAAUGAACCGUUUUAUAAUUACUUUGAUAAGUUGAGGUCUCAGUACAAGGUUCACUUGCUUGAUGAUUAUAGCUACUUGUGGGGGAACAAGAGUGAGUGGUACAAUGAGACGAGUCUGUUGAAUAAUGGUAAACCGGUGGAGUUUGAUGGGUACAUGAGAGUAGCUGUUGAUACGGAAGUGUUUAUUCGGGCGAAGACGAGAGUUGAGACGUUCUAUAACCUUACCACGGAUUGUAAAGAUGGGAUCAAUACAUGCUGA
Molecule: messenger RNA, 1671 nt
Organism: Microthlaspi erraticum
Lineage: Eukaryota; Viridiplantae; Streptophyta; Magnoliopsida; Brassicales; Brassicaceae
Source: the annotation of a GenBank genome assembly